AUGGCUCGCUGGCUCUUUGUCUUGGCCACAAUUCUGUUUGUGCUUGGAGAGCAGACGAGUGCCGUCACCAGUCCAAACGUGCUGGUCGAUGAUGUUCAAGUCAAUGCUGGCACAGAUUUGGACGCGCUCAUCACAGCUCUGAACGGCUACACCGUGAUCCAUGGCUCGGUCCAUAUCAACCUAACGGGUGCCAACCCCGGCCUAAGCUGGGCCACAAAGCUCGAGCAAGCCCUCGGCGCCAUCACAGAUAUCCGUGGUCACUUGCUCGUGGUUAACAGCGACUCCAUCUUGUCUGACCUCUCCUUUUUCCAGAAUCUCAGAGUCAUUCGUGCCGAAGACUAUUACUACUUUCGUGAUGAUACCACGCCAGAUAACACAGAAACGGCCAUGGCACUCGUCCUCAUGAACUACCAAACCAUGACCAGCAUCCACCUACCCAAACUUCACCAUUUCAACAACCCUUUUGCCUGUUACCCCUACCGUAUCGACUGGUCCCGGCUGGGUGCCUUGGCGGCUCCUGGUGUCUAUGACUCCCUGUACCCCAUGUCAACGCUGGAGACGUCGCGAUGGGUGGAUAUGACCGGACUUGCGGCCACCUCAAGCGCCUACGUCGAAUACUGCCAAAGCCAUACCCCCUGCCAUGAAAUCUGUGGACCAAUUGGCACCGCCACCUGCUGGGGACCAGGGGCAACGCAGUGUCAGCGUUGCACGUCCCCGAACCUCCUUCUCGCCUACAACGGAUCUUGUGUUGCCGCCUGCCCUGACGGGUAUUAUGCAGAUGAUUGGAUCUGCCAACCUUGCGUCAACGAUUGUGAAACCUGUGAGGGGCCAGAGCUGGGCGCAUGCCUUUCCUGCCCGGUGGACUUUUUGCUUGAGAAUGGCCGCUGCAAGUCCGUCUGCACGGGUGACGCAGUGUACGGGAAUGUCACGACGCGCACGUGCGAAGACUGUCAUCCGCAAUGCACGACCUGCACUUCGCCUCUAUCAACGACCUGUACCCGUUGUGCCGAAGACUUUUACCUACAGCCGGCUCCCAACAACACCGUCUGUGCGGCAGAAUGUCCCAUGGGUUACUAUGCUAGUGCACUUGAAGGUUCCUGUUUACCCUGUGCUGCCGGCUGCCUGGCUUGCACUGGUCCAGCCAACUGCAGCUUAUGUGAUGUAAGCGCCGACAUGUACCGUCUCGUCACGGACGUGGCUCAAGUGUGCCGCCCGGUGAGCCAGUGCGAUUCAGGCAGCUUUGCCAGCCAGGCUCCUACAGCCUCCUCGAAUCGUGUUUGUGCCGCCUACACCAUCUGCCCGACCGGGGAAAGCUAUGUCACCUUUGCAGGCAACGCAUCAUAUGACCGCGUGUGCGAACCUUGCACCACCUGCGACGAGGGCAUGGUCUAUCGACUUGGGACCUGUGAAGGCACCACCCCUGGGGUCUGCGUGCUGGAGAACGCCUGCAGUGCCACGCCGUGCGAAAAUGGCGGCGUGUGUUCCCUGACGACAUCGGGCGAGUUUCAGUGUGACUGCUCUAACACUGGUUUCUGUGGAACUAUUUGUGCUGAGGCAUUGCAAGAUGAUGGCACCUGCGCCAGCGAGCUGCGCUCGCGCGCCAACGAGCGAGAAGCAUCGACCGCCACCACCAUUGGGGCUUCGUUGGGUGGUGUGGCACUGGCCGCUUUGCUUGUAGCGUUGAUUAUCGUGCUUUUGCCUUCGAAGCGAAUCUCUGGAGCAAUGAAAAAGCGCAUUCAGGCUCUCAAUGGCGGCAAAUGGGAACUCGAACGUGAUGACGUUACAAUUGGUCAGCAGCUGGGCGCAGGCCACUUUGGCACCGUGUCACGCGGGCUUUUGCGCAAGUCUGAUGGCACUGGGAAUAUGGAUGUGGCCGUAAAGCAACUGAAGCGAGAGGCUGAUGUGGAUUCGGACGCAGCCGAUGAGUUCUUCCAUGAGAUGAAACUGAUGAUGGAUCUCGGCCACCACCAACACGUUGUCAGCCUGGUGGGCGUCUGCACGACGGAAAAGCCCAUUCUGAUGGUUAUCGACUUUGCCAACGGUGGAGAUCUGCUCAACCACCUUCGCGAUGCGCGUCCCAAUGAGCGCCGAGAAGCCACGCUGCGUGAGGACGACUUUCGGGACUAUUGUGCUCAAGUUGCGGCUGGCAUGGAGUUUUUGGCCUUUAAGCGAGUGAUCCAUCGUGAUUUGGCUGCGCGCAACGUCCUUGUCCACGAUGACGGUAAUGGCGUGGUGCUCAAGGUGGCCGACUUUGGUCUUACCGUUCAACUGCGCAAUGACGAAGAGUUUCGGGUCUGUGAGGAUGACGCUCUACCCUUCAAGUGGCUGGCCCCCGAGUGCUUCACGGAUAAGACCUUUUCUCAAGCUAGCGACGUUUGGGCAUUUGGCGUCCUUAUGUGGGAGGUUUACGCGUUUGGCCAGUCGCCUUUCCCAGGCAUUCAAAACAAUGAGGUGUACGCACGCUUGGGUGAAGGCAUGCGCAUGCCACGCCCCGCUGAUUGUAGCAAGCAGGCCUACGACAUUAUGAUGCGUUGCUGGAAAUUUGAUGCUGCGGAACGACCAAGCUUUUCAACGCUACUCAAUGAGUUGUCGGCCUUUGCGGGCAAGAACAUGCGCGACUAUCGGCACAGUGUCGACAUUACCACCUUGGCACGCGCAGCCGUUGAUCUGGGUGAUGAGGCGUAUGAUAACACGGGUCUGGUUAGCCCCCUGGAGGUCAUUUCUGAAGAAAUGCCCGAGGGCGAGAAUGGUGCUCCUUCGCGCUCCAGCAGCGGCUACGUAUCGACUCUGACCCAAAAUGCCCUCGCCGCGUAUGCAGCUAAUCAGGCUCGUGAGAAAGUUGAAAGAAGUGAGCUUGAGGCGGAACGUCAGUUUGUUCGAGUCAAGUAG
Monosiga brevicollis MX1 is the source of this 2889-nucleotide messenger RNA. RefSeq lists its product as uncharacterized. The record is from RefSeq and is a predicted model, not a curated record. Bases 1 to 2889 code for a protein of 962 amino acids. The transcript has 12 exons. Gene Ontology annotation, biological process: positive regulation of kinase activity; cell surface receptor protein tyrosine kinase signaling pathway; multicellular organism development. Gene Ontology annotation, cellular component: signaling receptor complex. Lineage: Eukaryota; Choanoflagellata; Craspedida; Salpingoecidae. Gene Ontology annotation, molecular function: transmembrane receptor protein tyrosine kinase activity; protein binding; ATP binding.